AUGGAGUGUCUGGAAGGGUCUGGAGUAACCUACAGCGGGACCGAGUAUAAGACCAAGUCAGGCACGGAAUGUCAGCGCUGGGACAGCACGUCCCCUCACAAGCCCGCCCGCAAGCCGCAGGAUGGCACCGAGCACAACUUCCGCCGCAACCCGGACAAUGUGGCCAUGCCCUGGUGCUACACCAAGGACCCCGGGAAGAGAUGGGAGUACUGUGACAUACCGGGAUGCGAGUGUGUGGAAGGGUCCGGAGCAACCUACCGCGGGACCGUGGCCGUGACCAAGUCAGGCACGCCGUGUCAGCGAUGGGACAGCACCUCGCCCCACAAGCCCAGCUACAAGCCGCCGGAUGGUAAAGAUCACAACUACUGCCGCAACCCCUCCAGAGCAGCCAUGCCCUGGUGCUACACCACUGACCCUGGGAAGAGAUGGGAGUACUGUGACAUACAACCAUGCGAAUGCCGCAUGGGAAAAGGGACGUCCUACCGCGGGACCGUGGCCGUGACCAAGUCAGGCAAAACCUGUCAGCGCUGGGACAGCAAAUCUCCCCACAAGCCGUACCACAAGCCGAAAGAUCGCAAAGACCACAACUACUGCCGCAACCCGGACGGAGUAGCCAUGCCCUGGUGCUACACCACUGACCCCGGGAAGAGAUGGGAGUACUGUGACAUACCGGGAUGCGGGGACUCAAUGGGAGACAAGCUGGAAGCAUCGACACACUUCAAAGUAGUGAACAUCAGGAAGACGGUAGCCGACGCGAAGGCCUACUGCCAGGCUGAGGAGAACGGACAUCUGGCGGACGUCAGCAGUCUGAUGGUCCACAACUUCCUGAUGAAAACUAUCCAGGAGCACGGCAAUACGAACCAGGACUACUGGGUCGGCCUACAUGAUACGACGGGAAGCGGUGGCUGGACGUGGGCGGACGGAUCUCCCCUGUCCACCUGCAGCUACAAGAACUGGGCCCCCGGAGAGCCGGGCAACAUCGGCGGGCAGCAGUGCGUCAUGCUGAAGGCAGCAGAGAGCUUCAAGUGGGACAACGCCGGGUGCAGCGAGAUGAAGUACUUCAUCUGCCAAACAGGGCCGGGAGACACUGACGCUUGUGGGGGCAUGUCAGCGCGAGAAGUCGAAGCGGAUGCCGACCCGGAAAACGCCUUCGAAGCGAUGCGGUCAUCCCUCCUGCAGGAGGAAGAGGCCCUGUCCGACCGCGAGGCCGACAAGCUCCGCCGGUCCGAGUCCGAGGCCGACUUCCACCACAUGGUCCGCCUGACCGAGCUGAAGACCGCGCUGGAGUCGGAGACCGAGGACGGACCGGAGGCCAUGGAGAGGCUGAACCAGAUCUCGCGAGAGCUCGGGGAGGUUUGGCAGGCGGAUGAGGACCCGGAUGUGGAUGAGGACCAGGCUGAUGAAAUCCCGCGAGAGUUUAGCGUGGUUUGGCAGCCGGAGGAGGACCCGGAUGUGGAUGACGACCUAGCUGAUGAGAUCCCGCGAGAGAUGGGCGAGACUUGGGAGGAGCAGGAGGCUGAUGACGUCAGCGAGGAUGAGGCGGAGGGAGACGCCAUCUUGGAAGAGCUCGAUGGGCUCGUGGAGGAGCUGAGGGAGAUUGUUGAGGAGAAACAGAUGGAGAUGGAGGAAUGGGUUGAUGACAAGUAGUAGGGAGUUAUCGAUGAAAUCUACAAAAAGAGAAAGUUAUCGGUGAAAACUAACAAAAGUGAAAGUAAAAACUAACAAAAUUACGUUUUUCUCUUUAUUUUCUAUUUUACUGCAGUGACAGAACAUGCGUUGUUCUUUUCGAGUGGUUUGAUAAUUGUUCAGAUUACUGCAUUAUUCCUGGUGAAACUAACCAAAGUUACUGUUGUUUUUUUAUGGUCUAACUGAAAUGAAGAAACGAGAGGGAUGGAGAAAACUUGUAGUUGGGAGAAAUAGAGAGAUAGAUGAACAAAAAGAGAGGGUGAGAAAGACAGGUAGUUAGAGAUAAAGAGAGGGGGAGAGAGAUAGAGAAACCGAGGAAGAGUGCGAAAGAGAUUGAAGGAGAGCGAUGAAGAAAAGUCUGGUUGUAAUGUCAGGACACGUUAGUUUAAGUUACGGUUAACACUCGGUUGUAAACAAAGUCAGGAUAGUCGAACAAAGUCUUCGUUGUUUCACAACCUUCUAUUUAUUCCUGUAAACGUUUCGGUGACUGUCUGUCACCUUCAUCAGUACAAAAUGA
Molecule: messenger RNA, 2203 nt
Organism: Branchiostoma floridae (Florida lancelet)
Lineage: Eukaryota; Metazoa; Chordata; Leptocardii; Amphioxiformes; Branchiostomatidae
Product: hepatocyte growth factor-like
Exons: 8
Coding region: 1-1647 (548 amino acids)
Molecular function (GO): endopeptidase activity; signaling receptor binding
Source: RefSeq, a predicted model, not a curated record